Molecule: messenger RNA, 2215 nt
Organism: Tachysurus fulvidraco (yellow catfish)
Lineage: Eukaryota; Metazoa; Chordata; Actinopteri; Siluriformes; Bagridae
Product: endonuclease domain-containing 1 protein-like
Exons: 4
Coding region: 909-1781 (290 amino acids)
Molecular function (GO): hydrolase activity; nucleic acid binding; metal ion binding
Source: RefSeq, a predicted model, not a curated record
CUUAGACUGCUGCCCCCGCGACCCGGCCCCGGAUAAGCGGUAGAAAAUGGAUGGAUGGAUGGAUGGAUAAAAUAAUUUAUAUCCGGCUUUGUUUGGUGAACUGAACACCACUACAAUUUUACAGUUUAAAUGAUUCCCAAAACAUCACCAAAGUUUAUUUGAUCUUCUUCUUUUUGCAGCUGAUAAGUGAUUUGUUCUAUUUGAUAAAUGUUUUUGUCAGGGUUUAAAAGCUGGGCAAUGCGCAAGGCAAAACACAGGUUGUCUUUGUGGUAAAAUAAAUGUACAGAUACCAUAAAUGUAUAAAUUUUGUAUAUAAAUAUUUAUAAAAAUAUGUUGUGUUGCAUCACCAAUGUGACUGGUGCAUUUUGAAUUAACCGCAACGAGCAAAAUGUCUUAUCACCGUUUUAUUUGUCGAUGUAGUUGACAUCACAAUGUGAGGUCAGUGCUUGCUCACAUUGUGCCUUGUGGGUGAGUGCCUGCACUUACCCGACAGGCAGGACGUAAGCAGGCACUGACCCACCAGGCACGACGUGAGCAGGCACUGACCCGGCAGGCAGGACGUGAGCAGGCACUGACCCACCAGGCACGACCUGAGCAGGCACUGACCCACCAGGCAGGACAUGAGCAGGCACUGACCCGGCAGGCACGAAUGAUGAAGAAGAUGAUCCAAAUGAGUUGACGUCACGACGUGAGCAGGCACUGACCCACCAGGCACAAUGUGAGCAGGCACUGACCCACCAGGCAGGGACGUGAGCAGGCACUGACCGACCAGGCAGGACUUGAGCAGGCACUGACCCGGCAGGCACGAAUGAUGAAGAAGAUGAUCCAAAUGAGAUUUCUGAUAUCCACCUUACUCGUCACACUCUUCCUCACACACGUCCUCAUCACACACUCCACUGUCUGUCAGGAUGCAGCUCCUCGCUCUGGUGCUCCUGCUCUCGUCUUUCUCCUCACCGACCCUGACAGAGGUUGUUAACUCUUUUAAACCAUCCUGUCCUAACUUCUUCAUCUCGAACCCGGACAAAACAAGUGACAUCAUCGUCCCCACUAUUUUCACUGGACGUCAGUAUAAGACGAUUUGCCAGCGCUGGGAAAACAGCUACAGGUUUGCCACCGUGUACGACACUCUGAGGAGGAUCCCUGUUUACUCGGCCUACACACUCUUACAGGCAGGAACGACUGUCCGCAGAAAUGAGUGGAAAAUUGAACCUCAGCUGGAAGAUAUCGAAGACAACAAAGAGAUGAUUGAUUCCCCGAGAGAAGCAGGAAAGAUAGUUAACCAGGCCGUGAGCUCUGAUUAUACAGGUACAGUGUUUUCUAGAGGUCACUUGUUUCCAUAUCAGUUUGCUGCUGAUCAGGAUCAAGCAGAUUCCACCUUCACUUUAACUAACGUAGCUCCACAAACAAAGGACAGCAACGAACAGUGGGCUAAACAGGUGGAGACCCCGAUGCUUAGAAAAAUAAAUCAAAGCUGCAAACUUGACCAAAAUCACCAGGCGUACAUUGUGACCGGAGUCGUCCCAGGGAAGGACUGGAUACCCAUAACAAGAGACGGAAAAGUACAUCAAGAAGGAAUUAACAUUCCCAGUCAUGCUUGGAGCGCUUACUGUUGCAGGAAUAAAACAGAUUAUAAUCAGCUCAUAGUGAACACCUACUUAGCUGAGCUAGACGAAUUUAAUCUCAGGCGCCCCGACAUUAACAACCUGAAUAGACGACUCACUGAACUGUAUAACACAGGGACACCUUUUAAUGUGUUCCCAGGUUUAGACUUAGAUAAUUAGCAUGUGGACCUCACAUAUCAGAAAUGAAAGCCAUUUAUAAUCUGGAUUAUGUGUCAUAAAUCUGCACAAAAUAUCACAUAAUAUUGAAGCAUGGUGGUGGGAUCAUAAAAUCAGCUUCUUGGUUGCUUCACUCUCUCUUUCUCUCAAUAUACUAUAAAUAAUUCUAUACAAGUAAAUAUUGUAACAGAUGCAUAAUUAUUCACCCUGAAACCAGGAAGCAGCUUCCACCAGAUGUAACUGCAUGAAUUAUGUAUGUAAUGUUAUUAAGUAUGUAUGUAAUUAUGAUGUAAUGAGUAAUUGAAUGGAGUUAUUCUGUGUGCAACUGUGCCACAUGUCGAGUGUUCAGUGAUCUCAGGAUGCCGGUUGCUGUAAGAACUCAGGGUUCUGAGAACAUAUGAAACAUUUAUAUUUAAUAAAGAUGGUUAAAAAUAUGA